AUGAGUGAUAGCGUUGAAACAACACCAAAGAAAAAGAAGAGAUUAGCCUUUGAUGAUGAUUUUUUCUCCUUGGCAGAUAGGGAUGAUGAUAAGAAAAAGAGGAAGAAAAAGAAAAAGAAAUCUAGUCACAAAUCCGACAUUAUAAGCACUCAAGAUGAUAUAUCACAAAUAUCUGAUGAUAAGAUAGAUCAACCACCCUUGGCAAAAAUUGAAGUGUUGAGUGAUCAAGAUGCAGGAGUUUCUGUUAAACUGUCGUCCUUUUCACCCUUAGAAGAUGAAGAUUCGGAGUUAAUUAUAACACAGGACUCGACUGUUCCUAGAACUAGACUGCAAGCCAAAACAACUAAACCUGCUCCAGAAGAAACAAAAUCAACCUUGAGUGCCACAGAUGAAUCAGAAGAUGACACAUAUAUGGGCUUUUUGGAUUCCAUCAAAGAUAUGAAAGAAAAGAUCAAAGAGGCUACCCCUAAUGGAUAUGAAUUUAAUGACAAAAAUGAGAAUAAUAGACCCUAUCUACUACAAGUAAUACCCAAAAUCGAAGGAGCUAAAACCAACCAUUUCAAGACUAAAGGUACAAAGCUCUUUGGUUUGAUCAUCAAAGCUGUAGUGGAUUAUUAUAAGAAGUUGAAUCAGAUUUCAUUCAACCUUAAUUCUGAAGAUUUUGUAUUCUUCUGGAUAACAGGGAAGUCAGAGAUAUCACAUAUUUUAAAGCCAAGUUCACUUCGAAUACCCCCUCCAGAUAAGAAAGAUUUGACCUACGUUGAUAAAGUGGGUUACACGUUAUUGAAGGUCUUGUUAGUGCCAAAAUCAUUGGCUAAAGAUGCUUUCAUUUUGUACGACGAAUUGAAGGGCCCCACAUAUGAUUUCAUUGAAGAUGAAGAAAUAGAAAUGGCUGAUUCUAUGGAUGAACUAGAAGUAUAUGAUGAAUUUGAUAUUGAGCAUACAGAUGUACCUACCGAAAAGUCACAAAAAUUACCAUCGGGCCCUGAAUUUAUCGAUUUGAAUAAUGAAGAGGUUCUUGAUCCUUCUAAAAGGGAAGGUUACUUUGUAAUCUCGUUGAAAGGGAAGGAUGGUAGAAGGUUCCCUGUAAGAGUUCAUAGUAAUACCGAGAUUAAGUCACUAGUGUCAUAUUAUUUAAGACACCAGAAUAUCGAUGAAAAUACAUUUGAUUAUUCCAAAGCGAGAGUGAAUUUCGAUGAUGAGGAUCUAGAUUUGCAGGGCAAAAUUGGUGAUACUGACAUCGAGUCAGAUGAACAAAUUCAUAUUUUCAUAUAA
Molecule: messenger RNA, 1275 nt
Organism: Yamadazyma jaroonii
Lineage: Eukaryota; Fungi; Ascomycota; Pichiomycetes; Serinales; Debaryomycetaceae
Source: the annotation of a GenBank genome assembly